Hypanus sabinus (Atlantic stingray) is the source of this 1346-nucleotide messenger RNA. Its product is annotated as zinc finger protein 229-like. NCBI's taxonomy places the organism in Eukaryota, Metazoa, Chordata, Chondrichthyes, Myliobatiformes, Dasyatidae. The transcript has a single exon. Gene Ontology annotation, biological process: regulation of transcription by RNA polymerase II. The annotation marks the transcript as partial. Gene Ontology annotation, molecular function: DNA-binding transcription factor activity; RNA polymerase II cis-regulatory region sequence-specific DNA binding. The record is from RefSeq and is a predicted model, not a curated record.
ACUGGGGAGAAGCCAUUCACCUGCUCAGUCUGUGGGAAGAGAUUCACUCAGUCAUCCAACCUACAGAGUCAUCAGCAAGUUCACACUGGGGAGAAGCCGUUCACCUGCUCAGACUGUGGGAAGAGUUUCACUCGGUCAUCCCGACUACUGGCACACCAGUCAGUUCAUACUGGGGAGAAGCCAUUCACCUGCUCAGUCUGUGGGAAGGGAUUCACUCAGUCAUCCCACCUACUGAGACAUCAGCGAGUUCACAACAGGGAGAGGCCGUUCACCUGUUCAGUCUGUAGGAAGGGAUUCACUGAUUCAUCCACCCUACAGAGUCAUCAGCGAGUUCACACUGGGGAGAGGCCAUUCAUCUGUUCAGUCUGUGGGAAGGGAUUCACUCAUUCAUCCCAUGUACAGAAUCAUCAGCGAGUUCACACAAGGGAGAAGCCGUUCACCUGCUCAGAAUGUGGGAAGGGAUUCACUCAGUCAUCUGACCUGCAGAGACAUCAGAAAGUUCACACUGGGGAGAAGCUGUUCACCUGCUCAGAAUGUGGGAAGGGAUUCACACUGUCAUCCUACCUACAGAGACAUCAACGAUUUCACACUGGGGAGAAGCCAUUUACCUGCUCAGUCUGUGGGAAGGGAUUCACUGAGUCAUCCACACUACAGAGACAUCAGAGAGUUCACACUGGGGAGAAGCCGUUCACCUGUUCAGUCUGUGGGAAGAGAUUCACUGAUUCAUCCCACCUACAGAGUCAUCAGCGAGUUCACACUGGAGAGAAGCCAUUCACCUGCUCAGACUGUGGGAAGAGUUUCACUCGGUCAUCCCAACUACUGGCACACCAGUCAGUUCAUACUGGCAUGAAGCCAUACACCUGCUCAGUCUGUGGGAAGGGAUUCACUCUGUCAUCGACCUUACUGGUACAUCAGCGAGUGCACACAGGGGAGAAGCCGUUCACCUGCUCAGACUGUGGGAAGGGAUUCACUCAUUCAUCCAGCCUACAGAGUCAUCAGCGAGUUCACACUGGAGAGAAGCCGUUCACCUGCUCAGUCUGUGGGAAGAGAUUCACUCGGUCAUCCCACCUACAGAGACAUCAGCGAGUUCACACUGGAGAGAAGCCGUUCACCUGCUCAGUCUGUGGGAAGAGAUUCACUCGGUCAUCCUACCUACAGAGACACCAGCGAGUUCACACUGGGGAGAAGCCGUUCUUCUGCUCAGUCUGUGGGAGGGGAUUCACUCAGUCAUCCCACAUACAGAAUCAGCGAGUUCACACUGGGAAGAAGCUGUUCACCUGCUCAGACUGUGGGUAGAGUUUCACUCGGUCAUCCUAACUACUGGCACACCUGUCAGUUCACACUGG